Messenger RNA from Pieris napi, 1263 nucleotides. It is a transcript of the gene Membrin, whose product is annotated as probable Golgi SNAP receptor complex member 2. Lineage: Eukaryota; Metazoa; Arthropoda; Insecta; Lepidoptera; Pieridae. The transcript is spliced from 5 exons. The record is from RefSeq and is a predicted model, not a curated record. Gene Ontology annotation, cellular component: SNARE complex; endoplasmic reticulum membrane; ER to Golgi transport vesicle membrane. Gene Ontology annotation, molecular function: SNARE binding; SNAP receptor activity. Bases 201 to 827 code for a protein of 208 amino acids. Gene Ontology annotation, biological process: vesicle fusion; vesicle-mediated transport.
UUAUGUGGCACUGAAAAGUGAAAUGUAUUGUCGGACACUGGACUUUAAAUAAUAAAUAAAAACAAAUAUUAAAUAUUAUAGUGGUGAAAAUAGCGACAAAUAUUUUUAUUAAUUACGCUGGAGCAAAGUGGACACUUGUUUUAAACUUUUAUUCGUAAGAGAAAUAAUAGAAAGAUUGGAAACAUUUUAUUUGAAAUGCCAUGGAUGUACUUUAUCAUCAAACCAGUCAAUUAAUACAGGAAGCAUUCGAUUUAUUUCAUAAACUUGAUUCCAUUCCAGACUCUGACAAAGUUGAAAAUGAUAUACAAUUUAAGAUUAAUGCUAUUAAUGGAAAUUGUGAAAAGCUUGAUAUUUUGGUGUUUAAAACACCAAUUAAUCAGAGACCAAUGGCUAAGAUGAGAGUAGAUCAGUUAAAAUAUGACAAUAAACAUUUACAGGCCUCAUUAAUCAAUGCACAGAAUAAAAGGAGAAGGCGAGAACAAGAAAAGUCUGAAAGGGAACAAUUGUUGAGUCGACGUUUUGGUAAUGACCAUAUGGCAAUAACAGUGGAUUAUAUGGCUCAAGAAAAUACCUCAUUGCAGAAUUCUCAUAGGAAUGUUGAUGAAAUGUUGCAUACAGGCUCAAAUAUUUUGGAGACACUGCGAUACAACCGAGACACACUCAAAGGUGCUCAUAGAAGACUUAUUGACUUGGCGAAUACCCUUGGCCUGUCCAACGCAACGAUUUCUCUAAUAGAAAAAAGGGUGUCGCAAGACAAAUACGUCCUCUUUGGUGGAAUGUUUGUGACAUUGUCUGUGAUCGCUCUUGUUAUUAUCUAUUUUAUAUAAUCUAUACGAUUGUCAUUGUUGAUGUCAAAAUUAAAUUAUUCAAAUUUUUUUGUUAUCUUUUAACUUAAACUUUAAUGUGGUUUUGACUUUAUUUAAAAAAAAAACAGCAGCCUUACAAUCUUUUUUUAAGUCUGGCCUCAGAUUUCUGUGUCUGUUUCAUGAUUUGUCAAUCUAAUAGGCAAGUAGGUGAUCAGCCUCCUGUGCCUGGAAUUAGUUUUUUUUUUAAUUCACGUAUACUAAGUUUCAUAAGUGUCUGACAUUAUUUAUUUAUUUACACUUCGUUAAAUUUAUAGAAAAACAUAUAAUAAUACAUAAAAAUUACAAGGGAAGCAACGGGCGGCCUUAUCGCUUCUAUACAUUUAUAAACUGUAUUUAAAUGUCAAACACAUGACAAUUGCAUUAAGAUUGUUGCUUGGAAUUAUAUAUUUUCAUGAUU